AUGGGCGCGCUCAAGUCGCUCGACACCGCGGACAGCCCCUCUGCGCUCCGAGCGGGCAUCGCCGCCGCCAGGCCGCACGUGGGAGUGCUGCCUGCCUUGGCCGAGGAGGUGAGCGCGGCGGAGUCGCGGCUGGAAGAGCUGUCUGUCACCGAGCCGGCCGCGGCGGAGGUGGCUGUUGCUCGGCCCGUCGAGAUAGCCCUGUCGGACCUCACCGCGGCUACCGACGGGUUUGCAGAGGGCAAGCUGAUUGGCAGCGGCGGCUUCAGCCACGUCUACGAGGCGUCGGCCGACCUCCACCUCUCCCUCGCCGCGCCUCCGCAGCUGCGCCACUUGCCGCUCGUCGUCAAGCGGGCAAAGUCGGGCCAGUCGGGCGGCUUGUCUCGGGCGGAGCUCGAGGUGAAGCUUCUCAAGGCGGUGAGCCACCCGCACCUGCUGCCGCUGCUCGGCUACUGCCUCUCGCCCGACGGCGUCUGCCUCCUCUCGCCGCUGAUGCGCGGCGGCUCGCUCGAGGCGCGACUGCGUAUCUCGGAUCCCGACUGCGCGGCGCAGCUCCGGCGGCUGGGCAUGGAAGAGCCGCCGAGGCCGCUGACGUGGCGGCAGCGCGUGCGGGUUGCGUGCGAGGCGACCGAGGCGCUCGUCUACCUCCACUCGAAGGGCAUCGUGCACCGCGACGUCAAGCCGGACAACAUCCUGCUCGACGAGAAGCUGACGGCCGUGCUCGCCGACACGGGUUUUGCCAAGGACCAGCGCCCGGACGCGUCUGUCCGCUGCCGCUCGACUGCCGCCCUUUACAUGACCACGGGCUACCUCUGCCCCUCCAUCAUCAAGGGGGGCGAGUACUCGAGCAAGACGGACGGCUACGCCAUCGGCAUCACUCUCCUCGUUUGCCUCACCAACCGUUCCGAGGUG
This is a messenger RNA of Emiliania huxleyi CCMP1516, 909 nucleotides long. RefSeq lists its product as hypothetical. The transcript has a single exon. The annotation marks the transcript as partial. Lineage: Eukaryota; Haptophyta; Isochrysidales; Noelaerhabdaceae. Gene Ontology annotation, biological process: protein phosphorylation. The record is from RefSeq and is a predicted model, not a curated record. Gene Ontology annotation, cellular component: plasma membrane. Gene Ontology annotation, molecular function: ATP binding; protein kinase activity.